This is a messenger RNA of Chelmon rostratus (copperband butterflyfish), 4151 nucleotides long. RefSeq names its product dynein, cytoplasmic 1, intermediate chain 2a-like. Bases 132 to 2081 code for a protein of 649 amino acids. The transcript is spliced from 17 exons. Gene Ontology annotation, biological process: transport along microtubule. Gene Ontology annotation, cellular component: cytoplasmic dynein complex. NCBI's taxonomy places the organism in Eukaryota, Metazoa, Chordata, Actinopteri, Chaetodontiformes, Chaetodontidae. The record is from RefSeq and is a predicted model, not a curated record. Gene Ontology annotation, molecular function: dynein heavy chain binding; dynein light chain binding.
CGGCGAAGUAAACUACUGUCUCCCUUCCAGCAUCAUCAGUCUCCACCUCCAUCACUUCUAUUCAGACUUACCGCACACAAAACUGGAUUCUAUUGUCAUCUGUCUACUUAAAUCCAACAUCUGAUAUCAGUAUGUCUGACAAGAGUGAGCUGAAGGCUGAACUCGAGAGGAAGAAACAGCGGAUCGCCCAGAUUCGAGAGGAGAAGAAGAGAAAAGAAGAGGAGAAGAAAAAGAAGGAUGGAGACUCAAAACGUGGUGCUGAGGCGGGGUCUUCUGUCGGCCAUGAAGACUCUGACCUGGAGAGGAAGAGGAGGGAGGCGGAGGCUCUGCUGCAGAGUGUCGGCAUCACCCCCGACAUACCCCACGCUCAGCCCCUGAGGGUAGUAACAGAAGAUACAUGUCUGUUUCACUACCUAGUCCCCGCCCCCAUGUCUCCCUCCAACAAAUCAGUGGGCAGCGAUGCAGGAAGCCAAGAUUCUGGGGACGGAAACGCAGGACCAAGGACAUUGCAUUGGGAUCCUGACCCCUCUACUCUGCAACUCCACUCCGACUCUGAGCUCCUGGGACGUGGAGCUGUGAGGCUGGGAAUGUCCAAAGUGACCCAGGUGGACUUCAUCCCGAAGGAAAUGGUGUCCUACUCCAAAGAAACACAGACACCAACUGAGACAUUGACACAAGCUGAUCAGAAAGCAGAUGAGGAAGAGGAUGAGGAGAUAACUGCUCCCCCACCAGCAGAGGACACCCAAGAGGAGAAAGCUGAACCGGGCGAGCAGCAGGAGGAGGACACUCCCAAAGAGCUGACAGAAGAAGAGAAGCUGCAGAUUCUGCACUCUGGGGAGUUCUUGUCGUUUUUCGAGCGAGGCAGCAGAAUUGUGGAGAGAGCUCUGGCUGAGCAGGUGGACGUCUGCUUCGACUACAGUGGCAGAGAUCUCGAGGAUAAGGAGGGUGACUUGCAGGCAGGUGCAAAGCUGGUUCUGAACAGACAGUUUGCAGAUGAGCGCUGGACUAAAAACAGAGUGGUCACCUGUCUAGACUGGUCUCCUCAGUAUCCAGAGCUGCUGGUGGCUUCAUAUAACAAUAAUGAGGAUGCUCCCCACGAGCCUGAUGGAGUGGCACUGGUCUGGAACAUGAAGUACAAGAAGGGCACCCCCGAGUACAUCUUCCACUGCCAGUCAGAGGUGAUGUCAGCCGGGUUUGCAAAGUUUCACCCUAACCUGGUGGUGGGCGGGACGUACUCUGGACAGAUUGUCUUAUGGGACAACAGGAGCAACAAACGCACCCCUGUUCAGAGAACUCCUCUGUCUGCAGCUGCACACACACAUCCAGUCUACUGUGUGAACGUGGUCGGAACCCAAAACGCAAACAACCUGAUCAGUAUUUCCACUGAUGGCAAAAUGUGCUCCUGGAGCCUGGACAUGCUCUCCCAGCCACAGGACAGCCUGGAGCUGGUAUUCAAACAGAGCAAAGCGGUGGCUGUAACUUCCAUGGCCUUUCCUCUGGGUGACGUUAACAACUUUGUGGUGGGGAGUGAGGACGGCUCUGUCUACACAGCCUGUCGCCACGGGAGUAAGGCGGGUAUCACAGAGGUGUUUGAAGGCCAUCAUGGUCCGGUGACCGGGCUGAGCUGUCACAGUGCUGGAGGACCGGUUGACUUCUCUCAUCUCUUCAUCUCCGCCUCUUUUGACUGGACUGUCAAACUCUGGAGCACUAAGAGUACCCGUCCAUUGUACUCGUUCGAGGACAGUUGUGACUAUGUCUAUGAUGCGAUGUGGUCUCCAACGCACCCUGCUCUGUUUGCUUGUGUGGACCUAAGUGGACGCCUGGACCUGUGGAACCUCAACAAUGAUACAGAGGUUCCCACUGCCAGUGUGUGUGUGGAGGGGGCUCCAGCACUGAACCGUGUGAGAUGGGCUCACUCUGGUAAAGAGAUUGCCACUGGGGACUCAGAGGGACAGGUGCAGGUCUAUGAUGUAGGGGAGCAAAUCUGUGUGCCGAAGGCUGACGAGUGGACGCGCUUUGUCAGGACGCUGGCUGAGAUCAAUGAGAACCGAGACGAGGCUGAGGAGCUGGCCAACGUCUGAUGUUACAAACCCCACGCUGACAACUGCUCAUAAAUUUCUUUCCAGUACACUCCACACAUAUAGCACACUACACGACACUGGCUUCCAACCUGUCCACCUACUACAACAUGAAUUGGCCUGAGGAGAUGUGCAGAGCUAGAAGGGAUAGAAGAGACAGUUUUAGACGAGUUUUAGAUGUGUUUUUAGAAACGUCUCGAAGAGUUUUAGAGUACCUUUGUAGGAACAAUGAAUGUGGUAGUAGUAGUAGUAGCUACAUUUAAGUGGUUGGAAGUCUAACUGACAGAGGAAUACAGGGAAGUGAUUUUCAGAGUAGAUGUGGCUGUCCGCUCUAAACUUCUAGCUUUGAAGACAUCCUCAGGGCUCCAAGAAACUGCUCUUCUCCUGAGGCCUCAACCAACUCAGUUCUUUUUUAAAUAUGCAAACCUUUGUACUUGCACCUUUUUAUUACCAUUUGAGUGUUUUUACAUGUUUUAAUAUUUUCCUGGACACACUUGUGUGCAGGGCUGGCACAGUGUGUGUUGACAGAGUGAAAAAAAGAAAAGCUGACAUAUCACCAUCAGGGGCCGUAUUCACAAACAUUCUCAGAGUCCAGUCAGAGAGCUCCUAACUUAGCCUAAACAUUUCUAGCUAGGAGUCCCAGCUUUGAAGUGAUUUAGGACAAUUCUCCGAGCAACUCUGAGCAAGGAAAGGACUGAAGCUUUUACCUUAGUGAGGAGGCGUGGUUGACCUCUUUGCUAGGUAUGACGCAUACUUUUAGACGGUGUCAUUGGCUAAUUCUUACUGAUAGUGGACAGUGAAAUCGAUAGGCCUAAUCAUAGAAUUAAGACAUGGUGUAAUUAUGAAUACUAUUUUAUGUAAUGCCUACUUGCGCAUGGCUGAGAGUUGUUAUAUUUAUUUGCUUACGUUUGCUACCAUGCUGGUAAUUUUAGUGCAUGAUCUAUUUGAUAGGCCUAUUAACGGGAGAAAAAUGGCUCAGUUAAUUGACAUAACUCCACCAUAAACAUAACCAUAAAUGUCCUUUUGUGUGCCUGCAAGGUGCAUUCAGCAUUCAGAAAUGCUGCAUUUUUCCAGCUGCCAAAUAUCUUCUAUAAUAUAGCGUUAUUUUGUUAGGUGGGAGAGCACAUCUUGAAUGAGAUCAACCACAAACAUUAUUCCUGCACCAUCUUAUCUGUAGCAUUUCAUGAAUUCACUGUCAUUCAGCGUUUGGAGAGUAUUUCUCUUUCCACAAUUUUCUCCUCUGCUUAAGAAACUCUUCUGCCUCUUAAAAGUUUAAAAGUCCUCCUCCCUCCUACUCCCAACAGGUUUUCACCUCAGGAGCUCUCUUAAGGGCUAAAAUGCUUUGCAAUUAACUUUUACCUUUAUCAGAAUCUAGUCUUAAUUGUAAGGAGAAAUUCUUAGAAAAAGUCAUCACUCCAAGAAUUUUCUUAGCACUGGGAAUCUUCAUGAAUACAGCUCCAGAUCGUCUUCAUCGUCAACAGCACUUGAAUUUGAUGACUAAAACAUUUUAAGUGCUUACAUGUGCUCACUCAGACCUGUGCACAAGUGUGUCAAUGUUACAUUCUAACCACUACAAUAUUUAAUAUUUAUUCUGGUGGUUGCACUUAUUUAAAUAUUUUGUUUGUUUAUGAAAUGCUGCUUUGUAUUAAGACCUUGAGUAGUCAAUUCCUAAAAUUAGCACUACAAGCUUUUUACUAGGCAAAAUCUGUUACUAUACUUGCCUUGAAUUUAUUGACACAAGUACAGUUAAAAAGUUCAGGGUUUUUUUCUGUACCAAAGGUUGUUUAUACUCUGAACCUAUGAAACGAGUGGUAGAAAACCAUUUCCUGAUUUGUCCUCUUUAAGAGGAUCCAAAUAAACUACAGGAAGUUUUAAAUGGAGAUGUAACGCUGAGGUUGGAAAAUAAUUUUUGCUUUUCAUUAGUUUCUUUUUCCAUCCAAUUUUUUCAUUCCUUCCAUAAUGCAGCAGUCCAACCUCACCAGGCUGGUUAAAAUUUUCAUCUUGAAAUGCUUUCUCUUUAAAUGUUUAAAAUUAGCUAAAAAAAAAAAAGCACUGUAGCAAUCAUAUUUGAUA